AUGCUAUUCGCCGACACCAAGCACGCAGCAUCAGCUACCAUCAAUGUCAGCGGGUGUAAGGAUAAGGACAAAACUACCCGGAUAACGUCAGCAAAAUGGUGGACGCGUCGAAGGAUUUUGCUGCUGCUCGCCCUGCCUCUCGGGAUCGUUGUGUGUGUCUUAGUAAUUGUCUUGCCCGUACUUAGGGCGAAGCGGAUUAUAGGUCCGAAAGUCCAACAGCCGGAAGAGCCUGGGCAUCAGGGGAUAAAGACGAGGGAUGGUUUAUCAAGGCCGUGGUAUCCAUCUCCACCAGGUGGAACUGUUGAAAGUUGGGCAGAAAGCUAUAGGAAAGCCCAGGAGUUAGUAAACAAAAUGAGCUUACUUGAAAAAGUGAAUAUCACCACAGGUAUUGGCUGGCAGAUGGGACUCUGCGUUGGAAACACCGGCCCAGCUACUUUGGUGGGCUUCCCAUCGCUUUGUUUACAAGAUGGGCCUCUAGGCGUUCGCUUUGCAGAAAAUAUCUCUGCGUUUCCUGCCGGCGUUACCGUUGCUGCAACAUGGAAUCGUGAUUUAAUGUAUAGGAGGGGUUUUGCACAUGGGAAAGAAGCGCGUCUCAAAGGGAUCAAUGUCCUUCUCGGUCCGGUUAUGGGUCCUAUCGGUGUCCUGCCUGCCGCGGGACGGAAUUGGGAAGGGUUUGGCUCGGAUCCUGUUCUCCAAGCCGUUGCAGCCGCAGAGACUAUUCGCGGAAUUCAGGACAAUGGAGUAAUAGCGACCGCAAAACACUACGUGCUCAAUGAACAAGAGCAUUUUCGCCAAGAAGGUGAAUGGGGAAUACCCAUUGCGAUGUCUUCGAAUGUUGAUGAUCGGUCACUCCGAGAGGUUUAUGUGUGGCCAUUUGCCGAAAGCGUACGGGCUGGCGUCGCAAGUGUGAUGUGUUCAUAUCAGAUGGUGAAUAAUUCGUACGCUUGCCAAAACAGUUUGAUUUUGAAUGGCAUUCUCAAGGAUGAGCUUGGGUUUCAAGGCUUUGUCCAGUCGGACUGGUUGGCACAAAGGAGUGGAGUUGCCAGCGCACUUGCUGGUUUGGAUGUCUCAAUGCCAGGAGAUGGCCUGGUUUGGGCGGACGGCAAUCCCCUGUGGGGCCACCAGUUGACUCGAGCUGUCUUGAAUGGAUCUGUGCCAAUAGAUCGAUUGAAUGAUAUGACAGCGAGAGUAGUGGCUGCUUGGUACCAAUUGAAACAAGACUCCUGGCCGAAACCGCCUCCGUACGGCAAUGGAGGCCCGAACUUCUCGUCCUGGACCCGUGAUAAAAUUGGCCGAUUGCACCAAGGCAGCCCCGGCGACAAUACUGAAGGGAUUGUGAACCGAUAUGUCGAUGCGCAGGGCCAGGGAAACAGUUCUCAUGGCUUACUUGCGCGUGAGAUUGCAGUUGAAGGGAUAAUUUUGCUAAAGAACGACAACGGAUUCCUCCCCCUUUCAAGAGACGGCCCUAAUACACCAGAUAAAAAGUCUCAUGUGGGCAUUUAUGGAGAGGACGCAGGGGCUGGCAAUGGACCAAACUUUUGCGACAACAGAGCCUGUAACCAAGGGACGCUGGGGUCGGGUUGGGGUAGUGGGGCUGUUGAGUUCCCAUACCUAAUAUCGCCGUGGAAAGUUAUAAGUAGAGCUUUCAAUAACCAGACCACAUAUGUAUAUGGUUACUUGACCAAUUAUCAGAUCCAGCCAGAAGAUAUGGAUGAUAAAGACUUGUGUCUUGUGUUCGCGAAUGCAGACUCUGGGGAAGGGUUUGCAAGUUGGAAUGACAUUCGUGGUGAUCGGAAUCACCUUUAUCUCCAAAAAGAUUCAGACGACCUUGUCUUCCAGGUGGCGUCGGGUUGUGGUGGUGGAAAUGGUAACACAGUAGUGAUUAUCCACUCUGUUGGGCCUGUGAUCGUUGAGUCCUGGAUCGAUCUCUCAGGAGUUAAAGCAGUGCUUCUAGCGAAUCUACCUGGACAAGAAAGCGGAAAUGCGCUCAGUGACGUAUUAUUUGGUGAUGUGGACGCAAGUGGGAGACUGCCAUACACCAUGGGCAAAAACAUUUCCGACUACGGCCCUGAAGCUGGGGUUCUUUACCAAUCCGAUGAUGAGAUUCCGCAGAAGAAUUUUUCUCAUGGCCUGUAUAUCGACUACCGCUUCUUCGACGCGCAUAACAUAACGCCGCGAUAUGAGUUCGGCUAUGGACUCUCAUAUACAACUUUCACUCUAUCCAACCUAAAUCUUACGACGUUGAAACCCAAAUCUCUACUCCCAUCGCCUCGCCCACAAGGAAUAUCUCCACCAUCCUACAACACGACAAUCCCCAAAGCUAAAUCCGCCUUAUUCCCAAAGGGAUUCCGUAUUCUAGCCAAAUACAUCUACCCAUAUUUAUCAUCUGUAAAGGAUAUUAAAAAGGAACCCCCAUACAAUUACCCGGAAGGAUACUACCAAGCGCAACCCCCGUCACCCGCCGGAGGUGGUGAGGGGGGCAAUCCAUCCCUCUUCGAGCCCUUCGUCACAGUAAACGUCACCGUCAACAACACAGGUUCCCGUGUCGGGAAGGAAGUUGUGCAGGUCUACGUUUCGUUCCCCGAGCGUGUUUUCGAUGUGCCUAUACUCAACAAUGGCAGCUACAACAGCACCCUCAUGAGCUACCUCAACCAAACCCUCUCGAUUGACAACAGCACCAAGCCAGUCGAUUUCCCGCCCCGCGUGCUCCGCAAUUUCGUCAAGGUAGAGCUACAUCCUGGCCAAGCUGUGAACGUGAGCUUGUCGCUGACGCGCAAGGAUCUGAGUUUCUGGAGUGUUGUGAACCAGAAUUGGGUUAUGCCCGUUACCGGAAGAUUUAAGGUGUGGGUGGGGAGGAGUUCGAGGGAUUUGCAGCUCAUGGCGGAAUAUUGA
This is a messenger RNA of Histoplasma mississippiense, 2892 nucleotides long. RefSeq lists its product as hypothetical. Gene Ontology annotation, biological process: glucan catabolic process. The record is from RefSeq and is a predicted model, not a curated record. Lineage: Eukaryota; Fungi; Ascomycota; Eurotiomycetes; Onygenales; Ajellomycetaceae. Bases 1 to 2892 code for a protein of 963 amino acids. Gene Ontology annotation, molecular function: beta-glucosidase activity. The transcript has 3 exons.